This is a messenger RNA of Acanthoscelides obtectus, 3519 nucleotides long. Lineage: Eukaryota; Metazoa; Arthropoda; Insecta; Coleoptera; Chrysomelidae. The record is from the annotation of a GenBank genome assembly.
AUGAGCAGAAGGAGACCUUUGACGAAAGAAGAGUUACAGUGGGAAGCUGAUCACGUGUGGGAUGAGUCUGAAGAUGAGGAGCCAUUCCAGGAUAGCGGGUCAGAGUAUAAUCCGUCGGAAAGGGAAUCAUCCGAAUCUGAGGUGGAGACAAACUAUUUUUCGGACAUCGAUGAAAAUGGAGAGGAAAGUAACGUAACCAAUAACGAUGGUAUACCCGAUAAUACACAAAAUCACAACGUUCCAAAUCCAAGAACCCCUAAUCAACUUUCUUGGAGAGUUCCAGACGAUAAUUAUAUUCCUCGAAAAGCACUUCCUCCUAGCAAUAAUUCCCCAGCUACUGUUUUGGCAGCAGUAAAUCGGUCUUCCAGUCAACUAGAAGUGUUUCUAAAAUUGUUUCCAAGGAGUCUGUUUAUGUUUAUAUCCCAGUCUACCAAUGAACGAUUGAAUAUUUUGAAUAAAACAAAGCACGCCAAAAUCGAUCAUACCGAUCCAUCUGAAAUGAUGAUAGUUAUAGGUAGUUUGCUUGUGAUGAGCUAUAACAGAGUUCCUAAUAUGCAGUUAUAUUGGUCAACAAAUAAAUCAAUGGGAAAUGAAGCCCUAAAGUCAGCAAUCUCAAGGGACCGGUUUUUGGUACUUCUUUCAAAACUAUAUUUCAAUAACCCUUCCAAGCCGCCAGAUGCUAAUAAGACAUACUAUAUCGACGAAGUUGUGUCUUGUCUGAAAAAGACUUUCAUUGCGAGUCGUUCCGAUAGUAGCUAUCAAUCGAUAGAUGAAAGCAUGGCUAAAUUCAAGGGCCGUUCGGCUCUGAAGCAAUAUAUGCCCCUGAAGCCGAUCAAAAGGGGCAUAAAGAUAUGGCAAAGGUGUGAUGCUUUGACAGGUUAUGUUUAUGAUCUUAAUAUUUAUGCUGGGAAAGAAACUGAGCAAGUGGAAGGAACUCUAGGAGAGAGAGUAGUGGCAAAGUUAUGUGAUACAAUUCAAAACGCCAAUGUUGCUUUAUGCUUUGAUAGAUUUUUCACUUCGGUGAAUCUAAUGACAAAUAUACAGUUUCCUGCAUUUGGUACAUGUAACAGUAAUAGAAAAAGUUUACCAGAUUUUGGAAAAAAAUUAAAAGAACGAGGUGCAAUGGAAGUGUAUUGUAGUGAUACUGGUUUACUUGCAACUAAAUGGAAAGAUACCAAAGAAGUGAUUUUGCUCAGUAAUUGCCAUACAUCUAAAAAAGUGAUGGAUUUGAAUACCAAAGCUCCACUAACUCAACGAACAAGGCUGUUAAUGCAAUUGUCUGCAGAAAAAGGACUCAGUGAUUUAGAAAAUGAGGGAAUAUGUGGACAAUCAUCAGAAACUGGAUCUGGCAAAGAACUUACAGCACCUAAUUCACCACCCCCAAUUAAUCCACCUUGUGAAGGAGAAAAUGCGUUACCGCAUUUCAGAGAUGUGACAGAGAUUGUAGAUUCAUUCUUGACAGCUAGCAUAUCAAAAAUAAACGAUCAACUGAUUGAUCUCGACAAUGGCCUGCUUGAUUCCCUAGGGACAGAAAAGGGCGAAGAGAUAUAUAAUAUUGAUCAGCAGGCCAGAGACACAUUGUCACAUAUACGAGAAGCUCAAAAUACAGAAGCGGAGUUCGACGAUGUUGAGUCACCCUGUGAUGACUCCGAUGCAGACCCAGACUAUGUUUCGUCUGCAUCGGCAGAAUCUCCUUCCCCCGAAUUAUCAAAUUUCGAAGAGCCCAAAGCAAAGAAGCCCAGAAGAAGAAAAAUGAAUGUAGAUGCUUGGCAAAAGAACAUUGCAAAACGGCAACGAAAUAGAGGACUGGAAUACAUAUCGUCAUCCAGCAAAAGGGUCAUCAAGUCUAGAGAAAUGGGACCUCCCUGCCAAAAUUGCCGAUUAAAAUGCAACGAGAAAAUCUCCAGUGAGGAAAGAAAACUAAUAUUCUCUGAUUAUUGGAGUCUAGGAGAUCUGCAGCGGCAACGAGAUUACUUGGCAAAAUGUAUGGAAUCUGUAACAUGCAGAUAUCAGUAUAAAAAUAGUAGGCGUGCUAGCAAUAAUGCGUUCUACUUUUUUAUCCGAGGAACUAAAAUAAGAAUAUGUAAACAUUUCUUCAGAGCAACAUUGGGUAUUACCCACCGUCCGAAAAGAACUGUGUUGGAAAAACAAAGAAGCUUUACCAAAGGGAUACUGUCGGGUGAACAGAGAGGGAAACACGGUAAUCACCAUCGCGUCGAUGAUGAUAUUAAAACUGGGAUUAGAAACCACAUAAAUUCGAUACCACGUAUAGAAAGUCACUAUUGUAGGAAAGAUUCGAAUAGAGAAUACAUUGAAGGGGGCAAAACAGUGGCCCAGCUACAUAGAGACUACGUCGAAUCAUGCAAACAAGCUGAGAAACCUUACGGCAACUACCUAAUGUACAGCAGAAUAUUCAAUUCUGAAUUUAAUAUUUCAUUCUUUUUGCCUAAAAAAGAUCAGUGCACGGACUGUGUUGCAUUCCAAAUGGCAUCUGGUGAAGACAGACAAAAUUUAGUUAGUGAUUAUGAGACUCACAUCGCUGAAAAAGACCUAUCACGCCAAAAAAAAAAAGAAGAUAAAGAAAAUAGUGAAAGCAAUGUAAUCGUUGCAGUUUAUGAUCUGCAGGCUGUACUUCAGUGUCCUAGAGGAGAGACAUCACCUUUUUACUACUGUUCAAAAUUGAAUGUGUUCAAUUUUACAAUUUACGAACUGAAAACAAAGGAUGUCCAAUGCUACAUGAGGGACGAGUCUGAAGGAAAUAGAGAUGUCUGCGAAAUAGGUACAUGCGUAUUAAAUUACAUUGAAUCUCUAGAAAGUAGAGCUAAUCAAAUGUAUAACAAGAAGAUUGACCUUAUCUUUUACUCCGAUAAUUGCUGUGGACAGCAGAAAAACCAUGUUAUGUUUAAAAUUUACCACCAUGCUGUCCAAAAAUACAAUUUUAUCAACUCAAUAACGCAUAAGUUCCUCAUCAGAGGACAUACCCAGAAUGAAGGCGAUAGCGUCCAUUCCGUGAUUGAACGACAUGUCAAGCGUUCGUUGAAGUCAGGCCCCAUAUUUAUUCCAGCCCAGUAUGUAACCAUAAUACGAACGUCCAAAGUAUCAGGUAGCCCCUACAGAGUGCAUGAGCUGAAUCAUGAAGACUUCCUUGAUUUAAAAGAUUUUGCUUCUACGGCAGCAAGAAGCUUCACAAAAAAUGAUAGAAACGAAAGUAUCAAGAUAGCAGACAUUAAAGUAGUAAAAGCGGAUAAGAAUAACCCUAAUAAAAUACUUUAUAAAACAUCUUAUGCUGAUGAAUACCAAACCAUUGAUAUAGGGCUUUCUAUAUACUGCAGAAGACGGAAUGUAGAAAACGAUGAUACUACUUCAAAUCAAAUUUCAUCAGAACUUACCAUGAAUGCUGGGGCUACAUUAGCGGGCUACGGCGAAUAUUCGGGCUACGGCGAUGUGUGUGGCCGGGUACAUCGUUACAACGCGGUGUAUUCGGGCGAAGACGAUGUAACAUCGGGUCGCUGUCGGUAA